GGUGCAUUGGGUCCCGCCCUCGCUCGCCCUAGCGCUGUGCAGGGUAUGAGGACUGAGGGCGGCUGUGGUCUGGCGGUCUCUGCGGACUGUGCGGCGCUCGUCUCGGGACAGAUGGGCUAUGGAAGCGAUGCCCGCUGCGGUCUGUGAUCGCUGUGCUCCGGAGAGGCGUGCGUUCUGCUGGGCAAGGAUGCGACAAUAUCACCGAGACGUGCCAGCUAUCAGCAGCAUCCCGGAGGUGAAGGGAAUGGUUCUGAUCUGCUGAAUGGUGCGACUGCAGGCACACCUAUGAACGUCCAUGCCAUGGGUGUGAACGAUUACCGCGAAGUUUGAAAAAUCGCAUUGACAGAAAAAUAUCUGCUGGGGAAGGUCAUGGCUCACUUUGCUCCUUGGAAACUUUCUUCUCAGAAGCUCGGCUUCUUCCUGGUGACUUUUGGUUUCAUAUGGGGCAUGAUGUUGCUUCAUUUUACGAUUCAGCAGCGAACUCCGCACGAGAGCAGCACCGUGCUCCGCGAACAGAUUUUGGAUCUCAGCAAAAGAUACAUCAAAGCUCUGGCGGAAGAAAAUGGGAACGUAGUAGACGGCCCAUAUGUCGGCACCAUGACAGCAUAUGACCUGAAGAAGACGCUGGCAGUUCUUCUGGAUAAUAUCUUGCAGCGUAUCGGGAAGUUGGAGUCUAAAGUAGAUACGCUGGUGAUGAAUGGUACUGGAUCCAACUCUACCAAUGGUACCACGACGUCCAUGCCCAGUAUUGCUGCUGCCGAAAAAGUAAAUGUUGCAGAUCUGAUUAAUGGAGCCCAAGAGCAGUGUGACUUGCCUCCCAUGGAUGGCUACCCUCACUGUGAGGGUAAAGUAAAGUGGAUGAAGGACAUGUGGCGUUCUGACGUUUGCUACUCCAGUUACGGCGUUGACGGAUCCACCUGCUCGUUUUUUAUUUACCUCAGUGAGGUUGAAAAUUGGUGUCCUCGCCUGCUGUGGAGAGCUGUUAACCACAAAGAGGAAACGGAUAAAAGGACAAUGACCGAAAUCCAUACAGAUUUUGACGAACUCUACAAAGUUAUGUCAAGGCGUGAGGAGUUUCGCUGGAUGACGCUGAGAAUAAAGCGGAUGGACGAUACCUGGAUAGAAGCAAUCAAAUCUCUGGCAGAAAAACAAAAUCUGGAGAAACGGAAAAGGAAGAAGAUCCUCGUUCAUCUGGGAUUACUGACAAAGGAAUCGGGAUUCAAGAUAGCUGAAAAUGCGUUUAGUGGCGGGCCGCUCGGUGAAUUAGUCCAGUGGAGUGACUUAAUUACAUCUCUUUACUUAUUGGGCCAUGAUGUCAGGAUUUCAGCUUCAAUAGCCGAGCUGAAAGAGAUCAUGAAGAAAGUGGUGGGGAACAGAUCGGGAUGUCCUACCCAGGGAGACAAGGUGGUGGAACUCAUCUACAUAGACAUCGUGGGACUUGCGCAGUUCAAGAAGACCCUUGGUCCAUCCUGGGUUCAUUAUCAGUGUAUGCUCAGAGUUCUGGACUCAUUUGGGACGGAACCAGAAUUUAAUCAUGCUCACUAUGCGCAGUCGAAAGGACACAAAACUCCAUGGGGGAAGUGGAAUCUGAACCCUCAACAGUUUUACACCAUGUUCCCUCACACACCUGACAACAGCUUCCUGGGGUUCGUGGUUGAGCAGCAUCUCAAUGCCAGCGACAUCAGACACAUGAAUGACAUCAAACGCCAGAACCAGUCGCUAGUCUACGGGAAAGUCGACAAUUUCUGGAAGGACAAGAAUACGUAUCUGGACAUCAUCCACACCUUCAUGGAAGUACAUGGCACCGUCCAUGAGAAGGGUACAGUCCACAUGCCCAAUUACGUGCAGAAUCACGGAAUACUCAGCGGACGGGACCUGCAGUUCCUGCUUAGAGAGACCACACUUUUCGUUGGCUUGGGUUUCCCAUACGAAGGUCCAGCCCCGCUUGAAGCCAUUGCCAAUGGCUGCGCUUUCUUGAACCCCAAAUUCGACCCACCAAAAAGCAGCCGAAAUACGGACUUCUUUAAAGGCAAGCCGACUCUGCGAGAGUUGACAUCGCAGCAUCCGUAUGCUGAAGUGUACAUAGGGAAGCCUCACGUCUGGACGGUGAACAUCAACAACCCCGAUGAAGUUGAGAAGGCCGUGAAGGCGAUAAUGAAUCAGAAGAAUGAACCGUAUCUGCCCUACGAGUUUACAUGUGAAGGGAUGCUGCAGAGGGUGAACGUCUUCAUUGAAAAACAGGACUUCUGUCACGGACAGGUCAUGUGGCCGCCAUUAAGCUCCCUGCAGGUGAAGUUAGCACAGCCGGGUAAGUCCUGCAAACAAGUGUGCCAGGAGAACCAGCUCAUCUGUGAGCCCUCAUACUUCCAGCAUCUCAACAAAGAUAAAGACCUGGCCAAGUUCGGGAUCCACUGCCAGUCGUCGGACACUGCGAAUGACGUUGUGGCCCCGUCGAUUGACGACAGCAAAAAACAAUGCAUCUUUCAAGGGGAUCUGUUGUUGUUCAGCUGCGCAGGGUCUCACCCCAACCACAGGAGGGUCUGUCCCUGCAGAGACUACAUGAAAGGACAGGUGGCUCUCUGCAAGGACUGUCUAUAGCACCCCAUGCCCCCCUCAUCCGGAUAGAAUCCAUUCAGCGCUGGUGCCGGGGUAUGGUAGGAUUUCUUGCCCUCUUUAGACAUCGGCAUCCUUGGAAAUGGGCAGGUGUCUCGCCCUUAAAGGGACGCUCUUCUAAUGCCAUUUUCCAGUGAACUACUUUGAAAUACAUGAAAAAAAAUGGUUGAGAGAACAUGUCCACCUCUGCUCUGGUCACGCAGCAGAUUUCCCAAACCGUCCACUGUUGUACUGAGCAGGCCCCGUCUGAUAAGACGUCUCGGGAACGCAAGGGCGCCGUCUUGUACUCGGCCCUCCACGCAUGCUGCAGAGGUGGUGGAGGAACUCGUAAACGGCCAACCGCGUGCGACCGCAUGACUACUCCACAAGAUAAGCUACUGAUGGUCUGCAGAACGGUGGUUGUCAGAAUUUGAGGCCGUAUGCUAAAAAAAAUAAAGUAAUCCUGCCCAGCCCGUUUCAGGUUCCAGACACUGCCAGGCGAUUGGACGACGGCACGCUUGACUCUUCCCAGGAUCCUUUGGGACAAAAAAAAAUGUUUGUAGAGCCGUUGUGUGGUCAUAAUGCUGUCUUAGCUAGUGAUGGAGGUAGUGUAGCCAAAGCCAGUGCUUAAAGAGACGGUAGCAUUAGAAUUACAGAGGAAAUAUAUAUAUAUAUACGUACACAGCUUGUACAGGAUAUUGAUUUUUUUAAGGGCAUGUCUGUGAGAUAAUUAUGUAUAUAUUUAAUGUGGAGUAUUUUUAUUUAUGACACAGAGAGGGUGCGCAUUUUUCUAAGUUCAUAAUAAUUUAAUGUUUUUUUUUUUUUGUUUGUGUAAUUUGACCUUUUUGCUGCAAAGUGAAGGGAGCCAUUUUGUCAGGUUUUCAGCUUCAUGAGGUAUGAGGCACGUGAAACCUCAGCGAUGCUUAAAGGAAAGGGUCUGCUUUUGCAAUAACUUUUCAUUGCACCAGUGCAUGUGAAAUGCAGUCUCAAUUAAAAAACCCCCAUCGUUCUGUGCGUACAGCUCCUAUGCAGACCUUUGUUUCUAUGGUAACAGACUACAAACAAUGUGUAGUCUGAGGUUGCAGUGGUAUUGCCAUGAGUCUGUCCUCUAGUUCCUGCUAACCUACAGAAUGUAAGCUCUUAGAAAGUAGGGGACCGAUAGAGAUUAGUGCGAGUGCAGGCUCUGACUACGCCAUGUAGUCUGUUACCAUGGAGAUGCAUAGUUCUGCAUAGGAUAUGUAGAGACAAACGUAAAAGAAUUUUUUUUUUAAUUUUUACGCUAUAUUGAGAAAAAAAAAUUGGUUGUGAAGGUGCGCCUUGCCUUUAGGGACUGGAAUCUCAUGCACCUGCUACAAAAUAAAUUGGGGGCUUUGGGAUUCACUGCA
Messenger RNA from Bufo gargarizans (Asiatic toad), 3977 nucleotides. It is a transcript of the gene MGAT5, whose product is annotated as alpha-1,6-mannosylglycoprotein 6-beta-N-acetylglucosaminyltransferase. Gene Ontology annotation, molecular function: alpha-1,6-mannosylglycoprotein 6-beta-N-acetylglucosaminyltransferase activity. The coding region runs from base 370 to 2598 and encodes 742 amino acids. The transcript is spliced from 17 exons. NCBI's taxonomy places the organism in Eukaryota, Metazoa, Chordata, Amphibia, Anura, Bufonidae. The record is from RefSeq and is a predicted model, not a curated record. Gene Ontology annotation, cellular component: Golgi apparatus. Gene Ontology annotation, biological process: protein N-linked glycosylation.